Rhodotorula graminis WP1 is the source of this 1035-nucleotide messenger RNA. RefSeq lists its product as uncharacterized. The coding region runs from base 1 to 1035 and encodes 344 amino acids. NCBI's taxonomy places the organism in Eukaryota, Fungi, Basidiomycota, Microbotryomycetes, Sporidiobolales, Sporidiobolaceae. The record is from RefSeq and is a predicted model, not a curated record. The transcript has 6 exons.
AUGACUCGCCACGCUCUCGCUGUCCUCGCGCUCGCGCCCGUCUAUCUCGCCCUGGCCGCGACCGUCACCGUCACCGUCCCUUCGGCGACCGACAUCGAGGUCAACACGAUCCCGACCGAGGUCGACUUGGGCCCCGACUACUACGAGGACCAGGACUGGUUCCAGCAAGAGUUUGGGACCAUCUCGCUCGGCACUUACCGCGAGACGCCGCCCGCCUCGGUCGUCGAGGUCCUCACGACGUCCUACAAGACGCCCGCCACCUCGACGAUUUACUCAGAGACGGUCUCUACCUCGACGCCGGCCACGCGCACCGUCACCGUCAACGAGACGCCUGCGUCCUCGACUGUGUACGAGACGUCUUGGACGACGACCCAGCCGGCGACGUCGACCGUGACGGCUCUCGUCACCGCCGCAACUGGCACUGCUGCAUGCCUCGACUACCGUCUCGUCUUCCCGGCAUCCUGCUGCCCGUCGGCGUACGUUAAGCUGAACAAGAUCGGCCGCCGCCAGGUCGACCUCGAGAGCGACACGACCGUCACGGUGACCGAGGGCACGCUGUACACGACCUUCGUCGCCUACGAGACCGAGUACGCCCCUCGCCCCGAGGUGCCCGUCUCGUCGAUCGUGUACGCGUACCAGGCCACCGUCACCGCCCCUCGGCCGACCAUCACGAGCACGAGCACGAUCGUGAGCGAGGCGGCGACCCCGGUCGUGACGGUCCCGAGCGUGCGGGUCGUCGUCGCCGACGAGCCCGUCGUGACCAAGACGGCGACGGCGCAGGCCUCGACGCAGACGGUCACGGUCACGAGCACGACGACGCUCGCUACGCCUGUCACGACGACGACGAGCACCCUCAAUGCGCAGGCGACGGCGUGUGCGCAGAAGACGGUUUGGACGCAGAAUGCGUGCCCUGCGUCCGUCCUCGUCAAGAACCUCGUGCAGGACGUCCAGGUCGCCAAGCUCAACCUGUACAAGGCGCUCGGUGGCAAGUCGGUCGUGGUCGACUGCGGCUCGGCGGGCACUUUCCGGUACUAG